Molecule: messenger RNA, 2126 nt
Organism: Electrophorus electricus (electric eel)
Lineage: Eukaryota; Metazoa; Chordata; Actinopteri; Gymnotiformes; Gymnotidae
Gene: parp12b
Product: poly (ADP-ribose) polymerase family, member 12b
Cellular component (GO): nucleus
Molecular function (GO): metal ion binding; NAD+ poly-ADP-ribosyltransferase activity
Source: RefSeq, a predicted model, not a curated record
UCACAGAGGUCUUUCAUUUCGUGAGAAGGCCAGUGCUCGGUUAGUUAGUUACCCAUCUUGAGCAGAAGGAGUCAAGAGUUGCCAAAAAUGUCGGGCUAUUCGAAGGUGAUACAUCAUGCCACGAGUAUAUUGUGCAGCCACAAAGGUUCGAUGGACCUGUCGCAGCUGCACAGGAAAGUGUUUCAGCGCUUUGACAUUACCGACGAAGAUUUCUGGUAUAUUGUUAAGAAAUGUCCAAGGUUCGCCGUGGUGCGAAACAGACAGAAGUCGGACAACAGGGAAUCCGACUACAUUAUAGUCGCGAAAACGUCUCUGCGCUUGUGUAGGAGUUACGCGAAGCAGGAAUGCUACGGCUGCCAGGACCUGCAUUUGUGCAAAUACUUCGUGUACGGGAACUGCCGAUAUGGCAAAGGAAGGAAGGAGUGCAAGUUCUCUCAUAAUAUUCAGUCUGAGCAUAAUUAUCCCCUGCUCAGGGAGUGUACUCUUCACGAGCUCCAUGAGGAAGAGCUCUUCCUCCUCUUGCUCCAGAGUGACUCCACCCUGCUGCCAGAGGUGUGCUCCCACUACAACAAGGGCUCAGGCCUGUUUGGGGCCUGCACGUUCCGCGAGCACUGCACCAAGGUGCACAUGUGCCAGCACUUUGUGCAGGACGACUGCAUCUUCGGCAGCAAGUGCAAGCGGCUGCACGGCAUCGACGGGUACAGCCGCCGCAUGCUGGAGGAGCGUGGCCUGAGCGGAGACAUCGUCCACGACCUGCCCUACCUCUACCAGAACGUCCACCGGCUGAGCACGCAGGCGCCAGACCUGCCCAGGGAGAGGAUUCCUGAGCCAGUGAGUAGACCUCUUAUACAGACAGAGGACAGGAGUGAAAUCUGCCUGCACUUCCUCAGGAGGAACUGCAGGUUUCAAGAGCAAUGUAAACUGGUGCAUUUCAAUCUGCCGUAUAAAUGGGAGGUGCACGAGGGCUGUGGGUGGAGAGAGUUGCGUGGCAUGGAGGAGAUUGAGCGAGCAUACUGCGACCCCAAGAACAUACUCAGUCCGGGCUCCAGGCCCGUGGACUUCCUGUCGAUGACACGGGCAUGUGAUCCGGUGCGGCGCUUGUCCACGGCUUCCUCAGUCACCAAGCCCUCUCACUACAUCCUCACCACUCAGUGGAUCUGGUACUACAAGGGAGACCACGAGAACUGGAUCGAGUACGGCAAGCCAGAUGAUAAGCAACGUGUGACCUCUAUAACGUCCCGGGAUCUGGAGCGAGCUUUCCUGGAAGACUGCACGGCAGAGGUCACGGUCAUAAAAGGCAAUCGUCAUUACUAUGUCAGCUUCCAGGACAUGUACCAGAGAAACCCCAAGCACAACACAAAGAGGAGAGUGCGCAGGAGACCACGCUUCGUCUGCAUUAACGAGGUGGAGAGCAAAGUAGCACAAUAAAACGCUCGUGUGUGCACGCACGCACGCAUACACAUACUGACAGAGGUCAGUGGGAAGUCCACACACACACUUGCAGCACUCAGUGACUAAUUGUGAUAUAUCAUGUAUUACAAGUAAAGACAUUAAUCGUGAACUAUACAGGAAGUUGUAAUAAAAUGUAACCCAUCCUGCCACCCAGAAGGCUGUUGUCAUUUUUUCAGUUUGGGGAUUCACUGAUGAUGAAGCCUGGGAUGUUAAGCCUUCAGCAACCUUAAUAUUCGUGCCAGAAAAGAAAUAACCAGAGCUUGAUGCUAAAUGUACAGAACAAGCUGAUUAGCGAUGCAAAGUUUAGUUGUACUGCUUGGACAUGGACCCGAGUGUAUAUAGUGAAACCCUUAGUGGCAAUCAUCUGUCUAACCUUUGGAAAAAAAAUAAAGGGCAAAAUUUUAAUUUGAGAAUUUGUUUUUUAAACCAUAAAAUAAGGUUUGAUGCUUCUUAGUAUUUUAUCUUCAUCUGUACAUUAUAGUGUAUUCAGUUUAUUGCUACUUUGUGAAGUACUUUGCAAACAUUGUUUUAAAAAAGUGCUAUAUAAAUAAAGAUUAUUGCUUCGAUGUUAAGCAAACACAGAAUUAGAUAUAGUACUGUUGCUUAUAUUGUUUGUACUGUGUAUUUUCUAAUCCCAUAUAUUUUAUCAAUAAAAUUGUUUUGCUGUCCUUUUA